ACACGUAAGUAAGGAAAGCAAUACAAAAAUUCAAAGGUUUUUUAUUUUUUCAUUUAUGUACGUCCAAUUUUCUACUCACCUCUUAACUUGAGUUGUAAAGAGUUUGAUAUCAUAAAAAGAUCAAGACAAAUGUCUACAAUCGGGUGGGUGAUGUUGUUGGUAAUUUUAAUGUUCGAUGGCGUAAACGGACGGCGAGUGGAUGUCGGAGGAAACUUAGGUUGGAAUCAAAAUAACAAUUUCUCCCUUUGGGCAUCUCAAGAGACCUUUUACAUCGGAGAUUGGCUAUAUUUCAGGUUUGACAAGAACUAUUUCGAUGUAUUAGAAGUAAACCAAACAAGCUACGAGAAUUGCAACUCUAAUAACUUCAUAGCAAACGUAACCAAAGGUGGAAGAGAUGUUUACCAACUCAAAGAAGCUAGACCUUAUUACUUCAUUUGUAGCAAAGGUUAUUGUUAUGGUGGCAUGAAAGUCGCUAUCAACGUCAAGAACUCGUCUCUUCCUGCUCCGUCCCCACAAGGAAAUAAUGCCGUUGGUCCAUCCAUGUAUCUAGCAAGCAUGAAUUUCAUGCUUGUUUUAUUUCUAGCAAUUUCAGUUUUUAUUACUCUCUUUGUUUAAAUUAAUAAAUUGGAUUGGUGAAUAAAUAGACCUGAUAUUUGGAGCUUAUUCUGGUUUCACUGGUGUUAAACUGAUAGAUAGAUUUAAAUAGUAUUGGUUGUAUCUUGCAAGGUACAACAGUACGAUGUCAUUUUUUUGAGCUUAUUCUAG
Messenger RNA from Spinacia oleracea (spinach), 765 nucleotides. RefSeq names its product early nodulin-like protein 20. The transcript is spliced from 2 exons. Gene Ontology annotation, cellular component: plasma membrane. The record is from RefSeq and is a predicted model, not a curated record. Gene Ontology annotation, molecular function: electron transfer activity. The coding region runs from base 130 to 615 and encodes 161 amino acids. Lineage: Eukaryota; Viridiplantae; Streptophyta; Magnoliopsida; Caryophyllales; Amaranthaceae.